Emiliania huxleyi CCMP1516 is the source of this 530-nucleotide messenger RNA. RefSeq lists its product as hypothetical. The annotation marks the transcript as partial. The transcript has 2 exons. The record is from RefSeq and is a predicted model, not a curated record. Lineage: Eukaryota; Haptophyta; Isochrysidales; Noelaerhabdaceae.
AUGUGGGUCAGUUUCGACGACCCGCUCGCGCUCCUCUCCAAGGUUCUCGCUCCGCCAUGGGAGGGCGAGCAGCCGGAUGAGCUCCCGCACACGUGCAAGCCGGCGGCGUGGGAGCGGCAGCAUGCCUGCUCCCGGGAUUGGGAGCACGACCUGCUCUGGUGCGGCCGCGCAGAGGGUAGUGUCGCCAUCCACCGCUUCAGGCUGCGAGAUCACGUGUUGGCUCGGGAGCUCGCGGCGGGCAUGCAGGCGCUGGCGCUCGAAGAGCGCUCCCGCGGCAGCUCUGGCGAUCAGGCCUCGAACGUCGGUGGCUUUCAUGGCGCCCGCGACCUGUGGGAACGGCCCGAGGUGCACGAGACUGGGCUGCCGCAGCUCGUGCGCUGCGCCGCAUGGUGGAACGCGCUGCCGCCGGGCUGCUGGAACGCGCUCCACACACACGCGGGCAGCACCUACUCUGGCGUCGUGUAUGCGAGCGGCGGCAGCCCGCGUGGCAGCCUCGCCGGCCGGCUGGCCCUGCUGCCGAGCGCGCCUCA